Messenger RNA from Solenopsis invicta (red fire ant), 1646 nucleotides. Its product is annotated as putative nuclease HARBI1. The transcript is spliced from 4 exons. The coding region runs from base 175 to 960 and encodes 261 amino acids. Lineage: Eukaryota; Metazoa; Arthropoda; Insecta; Hymenoptera; Formicidae. The record is from RefSeq and is a predicted model, not a curated record.
UAUAUAAAAAAUUCUGAGAUGAUAUGUAAAUUUUCUGAGUAUUUCUGAAAAAUGUUCCGUUUUGUAUAAAAGAGAGAAAAAUUGAGAAAAAUUUUCAUCAGGGCUGUGCAUCCUGUUAUGUGACAUUCCUUGAUUUCAUUUUACUUCGACAUAUGUUUUGUUUAUAAAUUGAUCAUGAGUUCUUCGUCCUCAUCAUCAUCAUCUGAUUCAUCGGAAAUGUCAUCUAUUGGCCAGGAAAUGUUUUUCGACUCUUCUUCAUCUUUUGAAAAUGAAAACAAUAAUAGGCAUUGCAUAGAAAAUUAUGAAACUGUUAUUUCUGAAUACAGUGAAAAAGAAUUUAUAAAGCAUUUUAGAUUAAGAAGAGAUGUUGUUAAUCAACUUAUUUUGCAGUUUUCUCAAUCAGUACAUUAUACGUCUAUUUUAAACGAUUUUGGCCGAGAUCCUAUAUCUCCUAAGAAGCAUAUAUAUACAUUCUUGUGGUUCGUUGGUCAUGAAGUGUCAUCAUACAGAGACUGUGCAGACCGCUUUGAUCUGUCACUGAGUGCACUCUUUGACAUUAUUACAAGAGUGUCUGAUUACUUGGUCGAUAUUGCACCACAACAUAUUCGUUGGCCUAAUGAAGAAGAGAGGGAGAUAACUAAAACAUAUUUUCAAAAUGUGAAGAAUUUUCCGAAUAUAAUUGGGUGUAUCGAUGGAACUCACAUCCGCAUUGAUAGACCAAAAGAAAGUGCUGAAAGUUACUAUAAUAGAAAAGAUUUUUUCUCUAUACAAAUGCAAAUAGUUUGUAACUAUGAGCGAAAAAUUAUAGACGUUUUCAUUGGAUUUCCGGGAUCGGUACACGAUGCAAGAGUUUUUAGAAAUUCACCACUUAUUGAAAAACUUCUUGAUCCAGAAUUACAUGGAUGGCUUUUGGGGGACAGUGCAUACCCGUGCCUUCCAACAUUAAUGACACUAAAAUAAAGACAAUGGCCACUUGACUGCUGCUGAAACUUCAUUUAAUGCCAAAUUAUCAUCAUGUCGUGUACGGGUUGAACAUACGAUUGCCAUUUUGAAGCAACGGUUUCGGUUCCUCUACCACACCAAAUUGAAAACUACAAAAAGGAGGAUAAAAGUUAUAUAUGCAUGUUGUGUAUUGCACAAUAUGUGUAGUACAGAUGAUCUUGAUUUGUUCGAGUUAGAGCCAGCUGAUGAGAUUGUCAAUAAUGAAGAGAAUGUGAACAACGAAAAAUAUCCAAAUAAUGAUGAUUUACCUAAUGGAUUUGCAUUAAGGAAUGAAUUGCGCGAUUAUUUAUUUCAACAUUAAUCUUUACAAAUAAAUAACACAUAACAUUAAUUUUGUAAAACUUUUAUUAUAUCUUAUAAUAAAGCAUUAUCACAGCAUAGUACUUUGUACAUACUUCAUUGCUUAUUAUUAUAUUUAAAUAAAAAAUUUGAUAAUAAAAGACAACGUACGUUUCAGUCUUUCUCAAAAUAGGAACAACGUUGGGUGCAUCCAAAUGCACAACUGCUCACUAAAAGCGUAAAAAAAUUUAAAAAAAUAAUAAAAUAAAAUAAAAAUUAUAAAUUGCAUUUUGCCUUUGACAAUCUUAAACCGUUAAUAAAAAAAAAUAUAUAAAAACGAGCCAAAACAACUAUCAAUAAAAAAA